Trichoplax adhaerens is the source of this 732-nucleotide messenger RNA. RefSeq lists its product as uncharacterized. Gene Ontology annotation, biological process: regulation of transcription by RNA polymerase II. The record is from RefSeq and is a predicted model, not a curated record. NCBI's taxonomy places the organism in Eukaryota, Metazoa, Placozoa, Uniplacotomia, Trichoplacea, Trichoplacidae. Gene Ontology annotation, cellular component: nucleus. The coding region runs from base 1 to 732 and encodes 243 amino acids. The transcript is spliced from 6 exons.
AUGAGUGAGUAUGGUGCAGACGGCAGUGUUUACUAUUUAAUGUUAAGGUUUUUCUCGCGUUGUAAAAGGCAGUUGCCCGAUUGGACGCAUCCGCAGGCUAAACGAAUCAAUCAACGAACGAACCAACCAACGCACGAUCGACUGGAAAACGGAAUCCCAGUGACUAUCGCUGCUCAAUCCUGGUUCAAGAACAAGAUGUCAGAACGAGGAUGGAAUGAUCCGCCUGAUUUUUUAUUCCAAAAUAACAAACCUACAAGUGAUGUACCACGACUAUACCGCUUAUAUGGCAAAAGGCAAACGCCUUCGGGUGCGAUUCCUGCCAAUAACCUCACCACAAAUUUCUUAAACAAAGACAAUGGACCCCCAAUUUCCGUAGCUCCUCCUAUCGUUCAUACAGAUAAAUCGAAAGAAAACAAUCUCGCCGACGAUACUAGUCAUCAAUCCUUGUCCUCAACUACUAGUGUAAGCCUCACUGUUGAUGAAAUGACCGGAUGCCUUAAAAAUAUGUUGGAUAAAUGUAAAGAAUCGUUGGAUGUGGAGGCGAUAGCUGAUAUUGAGAAAAGAUUGCAGGAAAUGGAGUCCAAAUGGCGUUCAAAUCUACUAUCAAAAUCUACCAUUGAUGCAUUAUCGACAAUUUAUGAUGCAAUAAAGGAUGGUAGCAAUUAUGAGAAAGCUAGCGAAGUCUGUACUGCUUUGGCUAAGAACAAUGUUGAAGAAGUAAUUUUUAAUUAG